AUGGAACUUGUUUUUACCAUUUCUACCUGUGACUACACACAUUUACAGAUAUUAAAUAUUAUUAGAAAAGAAUUAAUAAAGCUUGAAAUUUCAUUUCAGGAAAAAGAUAUUUCCGCUAAAUAUGAGACUCUUGAGAAUCAAAUAAAACUUCUUGAAAAUGAGAAAUUACGAUUUGAAGAAGAAAAUCGACAAAGGAAAUAUGACCUCCAAAGUUCAAUUGAUAAACUUCAGUGUAAAGUAGAACUUCUUCAAGAGCAGAAUAAAAAACUGAAAUCAGAAGUUGAAAAGAAACUUAGAAAUCUUUGCAAACAGCAUGCAACAGAAAUUAGAAACCUCAAACAACAAUAUGAGACAGAAAUAAGAAAUCUCCGUGAACAACAUGAAAUUUAUCUCUGA
Molecule: messenger RNA, 396 nt
Organism: Racocetra fulgida
Lineage: Eukaryota; Fungi; Glomeromycota; Glomeromycetes; Diversisporales; Gigasporaceae
Source: the annotation of a GenBank genome assembly